ACUUGGGAACUCGCAUAUUUAGGAUACAUUGGAAUGCGAGGGUGGCUGGGGCCAGAAGUAAUGCAAGUUCGAAUCUUGGGCGUGAGCGAUGGCAUGCUCCAAGAACCUUUGUUGCUCUCAUCCGAGCUACACCAAUCCCAACGGAGCAUAAAGGAAACGAUAUGGUGUUGUGGAAGCAUUCAUAUGGGGAUUACUGGUGAAGUUCUCUUUUGCAAUCACAUGAGACCAGGUAUUCAUCGCUUCUCAUUCAUUGCUUGGCUUGCUGUGAGAAACGGACUGGCGACUAGUGACAGAAUGCAAACUUGGGGCUACAACAAGCCUACAUGUGGCAAGAUAUGGACAAAAACCGUUUCUAAAAUACUUGCUAAGAAAAAAAAGAUAAUUGCUAAGAAACGCCCGUUGUUCAUGCUAUUACACAUAUACAGUUUGGUUAGAUUUGUAGGGGACUCUUUUGGGCAACACUCUACAAGAUUUAGCAUGAGCACAAUGCUCGUCGACACAAAACCAGUUAGGUCACAACUCUGCAGUUGCGACGGGCCAUAG
Messenger RNA from Thlaspi arvense, 543 nucleotides. NCBI's taxonomy places the organism in Eukaryota, Viridiplantae, Streptophyta, Magnoliopsida, Brassicales, Brassicaceae. The record is from the annotation of a GenBank genome assembly.